AACCCCAGCUGAAAGGAAUUGUGACAAGGUUAUUCAAAAAAUAUUUCCUGCAGAUGCACCCAGAUGGCACAAUUGAUGGGACCAAGGACGAAAACAGUGACUACACCCUUUUCAAUCUAAUUCCUGUGGGUCUUCGCGUGGUGGCAAUCCAAGGGGUGAAGGCAGGUUUGUACGUUGCCAUGAAUGCUGAAGGAUAUCUCUACAGCUCA
This is a messenger RNA of Apaloderma vittatum (bar-tailed trogon), 209 nucleotides long. Its product is annotated as fibroblast growth factor 12-like. Lineage: Eukaryota; Metazoa; Chordata; Aves; Trogoniformes; Trogonidae. The record is from RefSeq and is a predicted model, not a curated record. Gene Ontology annotation, molecular function: fibroblast growth factor receptor binding; growth factor activity. Gene Ontology annotation, cellular component: cytoplasm. Gene Ontology annotation, biological process: positive regulation of cell population proliferation; regulation of cell migration; positive regulation of gene expression.